Messenger RNA from Cucurbita moschata (crookneck pumpkin), 447 nucleotides. RefSeq names its product 60S ribosomal protein L29-1-like. The coding region runs from base 105 to 290 and encodes 61 amino acids. Gene Ontology annotation, biological process: cytoplasmic translation. NCBI's taxonomy places the organism in Eukaryota, Viridiplantae, Streptophyta, Magnoliopsida, Cucurbitales, Cucurbitaceae. The transcript has 3 exons. Gene Ontology annotation, molecular function: structural constituent of ribosome. Gene Ontology annotation, cellular component: ribosome; cytosolic large ribosomal subunit. The record is from RefSeq and is a predicted model, not a curated record.
GCCCAUGUUCAGCCGCCCACAACAUUGAAAUAGGUCAACACGAUUACUCGAGCAAAGGAAGCUCAGGAAAUCACUGCAUUUUCGGCCACCGCGGAGUCUAGGAGAUGGCGAAGUCGAAGAAUCACACAGCGCACAAUCAGUCCCGCAAAGCCCAUAGGAACGGCAUCAAGAAACCGAGGAAGCAUCGCUACACUUCCACCAAAGGAAUGGAUCCGAAGUUCCUUAGGAACCAGAGGUACGCGAAGAAACACAACAAUAAGAGUGGUGAAACCGGUACUGAAGAAGAGUAAAAUAGAACGCCAUGCAGUUGAGUUUUUGGUUUGCUUCGAUUGAACCUUUUUGAUUUUGUUAUUUAUUCUCUUUUUGGUUAUCACCAGUGUAGUAACUUUCACUUCAAUGUAGCGAGUCCUGUUUCUUUCAAUGUUCGAUUACCUGUUCUUCGCAUUU